This is a messenger RNA of Triticum aestivum (bread wheat), 1205 nucleotides long. RefSeq names its product syntaxin-52. Gene Ontology annotation, molecular function: SNAP receptor activity; SNARE binding. The record is from RefSeq and is a predicted model, not a curated record. Gene Ontology annotation, biological process: intracellular protein transport; vesicle fusion. Gene Ontology annotation, cellular component: SNARE complex; endomembrane system. NCBI's taxonomy places the organism in Eukaryota, Viridiplantae, Streptophyta, Magnoliopsida, Poales, Poaceae. The coding region runs from base 176 to 946 and encodes 256 amino acids. The transcript has 7 exons.
UCCCUCCCGGCAGGACUCCUUAUCGGACGCCAAACGGAAAAGGAACAGUUCAUGUGCAUCCCCAAUAAGAUCAUAUACCCCAAGCCGCACCGCAUAAACAGCAGGAUUUUUUUGGUUAAAUAGCUAGUUCUAUCAUCAGGAAUAAGCAAUUUUGCAAGAACGAAGGAGCACAUCAAUGUCCAACAUCAACCGGUCGCAUCCGGCUCUCCCGAUGGCGACCUUCCAGCCCAAGGGGUUUGCGCCGGCGCCGUCGCCAUUGGAGCAAUGGACGAAGCGGUUCCAGGAGGCCGAGAGGCUGGUGGAGGAGGUGAUGGGGAACAUCGCCGAGAGGGGGUCCGUCCCGGCGUCGCUGUCGCUGGAGCUGAAGCGCCGGACCGGGGAGAUCCGGCGGAAGGUGGCCAUCCUCGAGACCCGGCUGAGCCUCAUGAGGGAGGACCUCGACCGACUCCCCAACAGGAACGUGAAGGAGAUGCGCAAGCUGGCGGAGAAGUUCGAUGCUCUCGAGCUGAAGGUGAGGGAGGUGGCUGCGCCGUUCACCAUGAAGAAGCACUCAUCCAACAGGAACGAGCUGCUUGGACCGAACGACGACAGGUGCACGGUGGUGGACAUAAAGAGCACGGCCAACAUGGAGAACCAAGAGAUUGUCCAGUUGCAGAGGAACAUUAUGAAAGAGCAAGAUGAGUGUCUGGACAGGCUGGAGGAGACCAUAGUCAGCACCAAGCACAUCGCGCUGGCCAUCAACGAGGAGCUGGACCUGCACGUCAGGCUAAUUGAUGAUCUGGACGAGAGGGUCGAGGACACGAGCACCCAGCUGCAGCGCGCGCAGAAGAAGCUCAAGUCUCUCAACACACGGAUGCGGAAAAGCGGGUCCUGCACAGGCAUCCUCGUGUCAAUCAUCGCAGGUGUGAUCUUCGUCGCCGUGGUCUGGGCGCUGAUCAAGUUCUAGCGGCAGAAAUGUCCAGAUAUAGAAGUUGCAUUGUAUAUAUAGGGGCAGAAAUCGUCCAUGUACAGUCCUAAACCCACUACCCUUUUUGUAGUCAACUAGUUGUAGGUAGCUCAAGUGCCGAUCUGAUCCGUGUACUGUCCUGCAACUCCCGGAUGACUUGUGAAAUUUCCUUAAGUUUGUCUGUGCCAAUGCACAAGAAUACUAGACAUACGGGCGAUUUGCCCAUGGACUGAAUUUACAGAUAUACGUGACCUCCUCC